Messenger RNA from Gossypium arboreum, 4965 nucleotides. RefSeq names its product disease resistance protein RPV1-like. The transcript is spliced from 11 exons. NCBI's taxonomy places the organism in Eukaryota, Viridiplantae, Streptophyta, Magnoliopsida, Malvales, Malvaceae. The coding region runs from base 149 to 3664 and encodes 1171 amino acids. Gene Ontology annotation, molecular function: ADP binding. Gene Ontology annotation, biological process: defense response; signal transduction. The record is from RefSeq and is a predicted model, not a curated record.
CUGAUGUGGUGUGACAAGUGAAGUGAGUGAGUAACAACUGUGAUGACUAAAAGAUAAUUGGCUAAGCUCAAGUCGUCGCCUGUGCUUUUGCCUAAGAUAAAAGCCUUCAAUCUCGUUCCCAUUAAUAAAAGGAUACCAAAGAUGAUAGAUGUUUUACACUUUUUCUUCCACAAUAAUACCACAACCCAAGCAAAAUUCACUUGCUAUAUUUGUUCUGUCUUUUGCUUCAAGAUACUCUUUCAUGUCUUCUUCUUCUUCAUCUUCUACUCUAAUGAAGUAUCAUGUUUUCUUGAGCUUCAGAGGUGAAGACACGCGCCUUAAUUUCACCAGUCAUCUACUUCAGGCUUUGAAAAGUAAGGGAAUUGAUGUUUUCUUCGAUGAAGAAAAACUGGAAAAAGGGGUGCUGCUUUCACAAGCACUUUCUCGAGCAAUUGCAGUCUCAAAUAUCUCAAUCAUCGUUUUGUCUGCAGACUAUGCCUCUUCGAAAUCAUGCUUGGUUGAACUCUCUGACAUCAUGAUCCGCAAGCGCUCUCAUGGACAUACUGUUAUUCCCAUCUUUUAUCAUGUUGAUCCUUCCAACGUGCGAAAUAUUGGUGGGAGUUUUAAGACAUCCUUCGAGGAGCAUGAAUCAAAGCAACCAACUGAUACAGUACAACGAUGGAAAUCUGCUUUUGCAGAGGUCGGUAAAUUAAAAGGGUGGCAUAUAGAAGGAGGCAAAUUUGACAGACCUGAAACCGAGUACAUUAAAGAUGUUGUUGAAUAUAUUAUAAAAAAGUUGACGAAUAUUGAGUUUGAAAGUGCUUCUGAAGAAUUGGUUGGAAUAGAUGAUCAGAAAAAGAUAAUUCUGGGUCUGAUUGAGCAAGAAGGUUGUCGGGUAUUAGGACUUUGGGGAAUGGGUGGUCAAGGCAAAACAACCCUUGCUGAGGUUGUAUAUAAAAAAAUCUCUUCAGAGUUUGAAAGUCAUUGCUUUCUUCAAAAUGUUAGAGAGGAAAUAGGAAAUCAAGGGAAGAAAUCUUUACGAAAUGAACUUCUUUCGAAAUUAUUGAACUCAAAAGUUGAUAUAGACACCCCCUCUAUAGGAUCCACUUUAACUCAAGAGAGACUCAACAAGAAGAAAGUACUCGUUGUCCUUGAUGAUGUUGAUGAUCACUUAGACCAAAUAGAUUAUAUGGGGGUUAAAUAUUUUGGUUUUGGAAGUAAAACCAUUAUAACAUCUAGAGAUAGACAAGUGCUUGAGAGUGGAGGAGCUGACAAAAUACAUGAGAUGAAAGGGUUAAAUGAGAACGAUUCUCUUCAACUUUUUUCUACCUUUGCGUUUAAGCAGUUGAAUCCCGCGGUUGGUUUUCAAGAUCUAUCGCGUAGGUUUGUAAAGUACACCCAAGGCAAUCCACUUGCUCUUAAAGUUUUGGGUUCUGAUUUAAAUAAAAGAAGUAUAGAUUAUUGGGAAAGUAAGGUUGAGAAGCUAAAGGACUGUCCCCCAGAGAAAAAAAUUUCAGAGGCUUUGAAAAGUAGUUAUGAUGGGCUAGAUAUAGUAGAGCAGAAUAUAUUUCUUGACAUUGCAUGCUUCUUUAAAGGGGAACCCAUAGAAACAACAAAACAUAUUCUAAGUGGUUGUUAUAAGGGUGUAGAGUGUGGAAUCAACAAAUUGGUUGACAAAUGCCUGAUCAAGAGGACAAAACAUAUUCUAAGUGGUUGUUAUCAAGGUUUAGAGUGUGAAGUAAACAAAUUGGUUGACAAAUGCCAGAUCAAUGUCUCAUCUUCUCAUAAUUUCUCUCUCGGUUAUCUUACAAUGUGCGAUUUCGGAUAUUCAUAUAUAAUUUAUAUGCAUGAUACGCUUGAAGAGAUGGGAAAGGACAUUGCUUGUCAAGAAUCUAAAACCCUUGGUAAGUGCAGUAGACUAUGGAAUGUUAAACACGUGGAAGAAGUGCUCAAAUAUAAAAAAGGAACUGAUCGAAUUCAAGGAAUAAAGUCAGACAUGAUACGUAUGGAUAACUUAUUAUUCCAACCUUCUGUUUUUAAAAACAUGACUAAUCUUAGAUAUAUUUUCUUCUAUUCAUCGUCAAAAUAUUUGUUGCGGGAAGAGAGUGAGGAUUAUAAGAAGCUAUUUACAUACCAAGAUGAUAUUGUAUUUUUUCCGGAUGAGCUAAGGUAUCUUCGAUGGGAUUAUUACCCCUUCAAAUCUUUAUCAUCAAGUUUUAAUCCAAAGAACCUUAUUGCAUUGAUAUUACCACAUGGAAACAUGGAACACUUGUGGAACAAAGAUCAGGAUCUUGUUCAUUUACGCAAAAUUAACCUUUUUAGUUGCAAAAAAUUAAAGAAGAUCCCUAAUUUAUUAAAAGCCGUCAACCUUGAAAGACUUGAUUGUGAAAAUUGCGAAAGUUUGGUUGAACUUCCUUGCCUUGACCAUUUGACAUCACUUAAAACGCUUCACCUUAAGGGAUGUCGUAGUCUCAAGAAGUUUCCCGAGAUCUUAAAUAACUUUUACAGGUUAGAUUUAUCAGAAACUGGAAUAGAAGAAGUACCUGAUUUCAUUGAGCAUCUCCACAGACUUGGAAAGUUGAUCUUGAGAAACUCAAGGGUAAAAGAUGUAUCAAGCAAUAUUUCAAAGUUGGAAUCGCUUUCUUCUCUACAUCUUAGUGGUUGUCCAAUCGUCAAAUUUCCAGCUGUUGAUGUGCCCUCACCAAGCUUGAGGUUUAAAAGCCUUAAGUAUAUGCAUAUGGAUCGUUGCAAGAGCCUCAAAUUACUCUCAGAGCUUCCACCAUAUCUGCACGACUUGAAUGUACAUGACUGCACAUCAUUAGAAAAAGUUUCCUUUGCAGAUAAAAAUUUAUAUCAGUUUGUUUCAUUAGGUGAUGAUAAUGAUGAUAAUGUGUUUUUGAUGCUAUUCUGUAAUUGUUUCAACUUGAAUCAAGAGUCAACUAAUAACAUUGAGGCAAAUGCCAUGCUCAAAAUUGGAUCCCUAGCUAAGGAAUGGGCAUCGAGAUAUGAUUGGAAAUACCAGCAUGAUAACUUUCCAAGUUUGAUUUGUUGUUUCCCAGGAAACAAAAUUUCAGCAAAUAAGUUCGAGUGUCAGAGCAUGAAUUCUUCCUUAAGUUUGAAGAUAGCCCCAAAUGGGGGUAGUGGGAGUAGAGUUUUGGUUUUUGCUAUUUGCCUUGUGGCUGACCUCACUCACUGCCUUGAAUUUCAAUUACUUGAAUGUAUUUGUGAGUACCAAUUUACAGCCGCUGGUGGUGGCAACGGUGGUGGUGGUUAUGAAAAGCUAAGAAGUAAAAUAUCUUUUUUAGAGCUUCUUGAGCCAGAGAAGUGCAUGGGUGAUCACGUGUUUAUUCUAUCUAGCAUCGACAUGGUUAAAGAAGACCAGAAUUAUGAGGAGGCAUCAUUUGAAUUCUACAUCAGAAAUUGGGAUGAAGAAGAAGAUGAUGGAGAAGAAGACUAUAUCAAGGUGAAGAGAUGUGGUGUUCAUGUAUUUUACGUGGAUGCUACUGAAGUUGCUGGGAACAAAAGAAGCUUUAGCCAUGAUGGUGAAGAAGGGGAUGGAGGGGAUGGAGGAUUUAGGAUGGGUUUGGAUUGGCGGUGCGUUUAUGUGGAUUAUAUGGAUUGUACUGAAAAGAGAGUUGCUGGGAACAAAAGAAGCAUUACCUGCGUGAGACGAAAAAUAAGUUAAACUUACCGUACCGCACCCGAUCGCCCAUCCAAACCUACCCAGAUUGAAAUAGUUUGUAUUUCUUUCCAUCCUUGGCUCUGCUUUUGAGGAAUUUCAACAUCUGAAUAAUGUCAUCCAAAUGCAUAGAUAUAGCGUAGAUUGUCCAAGAAGGAAAUUCUCCAUAUGUAUUAAUUAAUUUGGAGGAAAAUUGAACGGUAACUGGAGAUUUCAAUACAGUAGCAAAAUGAUUCUGCUUUGGAGUUGAUAAAAUAUCCAUAGGGGUUUUGGACCAAUAGUGGACUCGGUUCAGCUUCAUUGUUUAGUUCUACCAUUGGUGUCAUCUGAUUAGGGAAUGACAAAUCUUUGAGAAUGCCACUCCUGAAUUGGAGCUUUAUCCAUACAAGGAGGAACACCUGAGCUUUGUCAAUAGAUUUGUCAACACAAAGUCAAAGUAAUCUUUUGAGCCCCUUUUUGGGUUCUGGCAAUUCAGUCUUGGUGGAGAAAAUUUGCAACAGAUCUCAAAACUUGUGGGAUAAACACAUGGAGCUGGAGGCAACCUUUGACAGUUUUCAUUCUCAAGCUAGAUUGGUCAAGCCAGACACAGAUUCAAUACUCUACUGGAAUUGAAGUCGCAGAUUAUGGGUGGUUUUUUGAUAUCUUCUUUCUCACCAACAAAUGAAGUUCCCACAAAAUCCACAUUUAUAGAUGUGCCCUUUUACCUAGAGAUUAAUGUGAAGGGAAUAAAGAUGGCAAUGAUUGAUGUAAGGAAAGCAGAUGAGGGAAUAAAUAACAGAUGUUUGUAACAAGUAAGCUUUUAAGAUCUUCAAUUUCUUCUACUGAAUGAUUUCUUUAUAUUGUGGUUGGACUUAGAUAUUGAAGCAGUACUGCAACUUGCCAACAGAGUUGCCUUGUUUAUCCCAUUGAGAGGAAGCAUAUGCUCUUGGAAUUUGGCAGAGUUGCUCUCAUCUCAAAACUCGUUGAAUGAACACACCGAGCCUGGAUGUUAUUUUCAAUGCGAACCCUAUCACAGUUUUCAUUCUAAAGCUAGAUUGAUGUUUUACCCCAUAGAGGAACCCAACAUAAACACCUGGAAAAUAAAAUCCAAAUGAUUUUGGUUUAGUUGGAACUUCAAAAUGAAGAGUUGGCUUUAUGGUACAGGUACUUGACUUGAUUGUUACAUCAGUUUGGGCUAAAACUUGAAUCAAUUUUCCCUUUUUGUAUUUAAAAUUCCAGAGUUUCUCUGUUUGGAAUUGGUUCGUACAUUGGUUUUGAUGAGAUGAUAUCCAACAAGUUCAAGAUUCGAAGCUUAGUAAUUAAAAUAA